AAACUGUUUUGCUAUUGGAUGAAUUAUGAACAUUUAGUAAAUACAUUCAAGGUCACAUUAGCAAAGGGCACUAAUUAUUCUAGGUAAGCAAACAAGAUGUGCCAUCACGAGAUGAGGGUAUUUUACUGACGAUACAAAUUCAUCGCAAUGCUAAGUUCCCUGGAAGAUUCUGUUUAAUGUGAAACAAAACGUUUGAUGGACUUUUAAAUAUUUAAAUAGUGGAUUUCUGACAUUUAUUCUUGUGUUAACAACCUCUCGCCCUGUUUCUAGAAAACCCAACUUUUCGGAUUAACCUAACGCACCUUUUAUGAUCAUUUAGAUUCAGUGUGAUCAGCUCUACUCCUUCCUUUUGAUAUACCAAUCAAUCAAAUUGUACAGAUGAAUUGAAGUGGACAGUAGAAUUUUAAAAAAAAUAAAAAUCAUGUUUUCACUGUUAGCUAAACCCAAUCAUAAUUGUAUCAUAAAAUUAUCUUCUACAAUAUGCUUCAUACAUGUAAUAUUUUUCAUCAAUUACAUUGUUACAUUUAAUCCUAUUGUAUUAAGAGAUAAUACACGUGAAAAUGAAAUUGUAUCUAAAGAUUUCCUAUUAAAUUAUAUUCAGUCAGGUUAUAAAUUAUCAUUAUUGCAAUCAUCUAAAGGACGUGAAUAUUUUGAUAUUAAUGAAAAUCAUCAGUUGAUAACAUCACGUUUUAUAGACCGCGAUAAAUUAUGUCUACAGUCUAGAUUAUGUUGUCCACUCGAAGGAUCUACAACAACAGUAACUGUAACAUCAACCAUUUCUUCUAAUAUUGGAUCGCCUGGACAUACCAACUUUAUGGAUUAUCAGCAUAAUUAUCUUCCACAUACAACAUCUAGAAACCAUAUACAUGAAUUACCGACACAAUCAAUUUAUUAUCCUAAUUUGUGUUCUGCCAAAAUGCAUGAUACUAAAUCUCUAUAUAAUCCAAUGUGUACAUUUAAUUUAACUGUAUCAGUUAUGACAUCACCGGCUGAGGUACCGGAUACACAUCAGAUAACAAUUAUUAUAUGUGAUGAAAAUGAUCAUGUACCACAGUUUAAAAAUCCUAAUGACCACUUAAAAAUGUUAUCAGGACAAAAUAGUUUUCCAGCAUCUUUCAGUGGACAACCUAUUCUUAUUACAAAUUUAUCUGAAGCAUCUCCAGUAGGAAGUCGUAUAGUUUUACCAUUGGCUGAAGAUUUGGACUCCUCACCAUUCAAUGUUCAACGUUAUGAGUUAGAAAAUCUUGAUCAUUUAAUUACUAGUGAGUCAGAUUUACCUAUGUUCCAACUGAAUUACACAAAAAAUAUUGUUAUUAGUUCUGAUGGACAUUAUCCUUCGCAUUCUGUUGGUCAUGUAUCAAAUGACAGAACAGAGUCGGUUAUUUCAAAACUUGAACUUGUCUUACUGAAACCUCUGAAUCGUGAAGAAAAAGAUCAGUAUAAACUACAGAUUCAUGCUAUUGAUGGCGGUCAACCAUCACAAACUGGUACACUUAUUUUAUUUAUUCAUGUAAUAGACAUAAAUGACCAUGCACCAGUUUUUAACCAAUCAGUUUAUGAAAUUCAUGUCAGUGAAGGAAUUAUAAAUAAAACCAUAUUACAGUUGAGUGCUACGGAUGCCGAUGCUGGAGAAAACGCUGUUAUAAUUUAUAAAUUUCCUAAAGGUUCCGAAUGGAUUACUUCAACAUCAUCACUUAUCAGCAAUGACAUGAAGAAUGUAAACCAAUAUCCACCAGGUUAUUGGUUUCAUUUGGAUGAUUCAACUGGUAGACUAUCGAUUCAGCGACCACUUGAUUAUGAAACAAAAUCAGAACAUAUUUUCGAAGUUCUAGCUUAUAAUCCACCUUCAGUUUUAUCGUCACCAAACCACAGAGUAUCUUCAGAUAUGACAGCAACAGCUAAAAUUAUUGUGAAAGUUGAUAAUGAAUAUGAUGAACCUCCAUUUAUUCAAAUUGAUUAUUCUAACGAAAAAAAUGAACAAUAUAAACAUGUUACAGAAAAUUCCAUGAAUUUAUAUUUUAUCGCUUUCAUCAUAGUCACAGAUCCUGAUUACAAUGAUAACAACAAUUAUCAUUCACAUUCUUCCUCUUCAUUGUCUAAAACUGCAUCAAUCUCAUGUAAAUUAGAGACACAUAACGAAUCCUACAGUUUAUUUGAAUCAGAUAAUUACAAAUUGAAUAGAGCAAAUGAAGUAAGAUAUGCUUUGCAAACAAUUAAAUCAUUAGAUCGUGAACUAGGUGAUGAGAAUAGAGUUGUAAUUAGUUGUACAGAUUCGGAUACACCGCCGAAAACGUCGACUGCAACAGCUGUGGUAAAAAUUGAUGAUCAAAAUGAUUGCAUUCCAGAAAUUCAUGUUUCUACAAUAAGUUUGACAGCGGCCAGCACUUACAAUGCAGAUAAAUUUCAGCGACGACAACCUCAUUACAUACCAGUACAACCAUGGUCAGUGAAAAAGUUAACUUAUUUAUUAGAUAAUGAACAAGACAAGCACAAAGUAUAUAAUUCACCUAUAUUUUUAGCAUUCUUAGCUAAUAUUUCUGUAUAUACUGUAUAUAUACCUGAAAAUAGACCAUCAUCUACAUUAAUUGCUCAUUUAAAUGCUAUUGAUAAUGAUUCCGGUGAAAAUGGUCGUGUUACAUUUGAAAUGAUUGAGUCAUAUUCAUUUAAUAAUUUAUCUUCAAAACUAAGCUACUCACCACAACUUCAACAUAUUCUACUAAAUCAACAUACUUAUAAUAAUAAUCAUAUGAAUGGUGAUGUAAUUGAAAUACAUAGUAAACAAGAAGCAUUUAAUUUAUUUCAAUUAAAUACAACUCAUGGCGAUUUAACAACUCGUCAAUUAAUUGAUCGUGAAGAAAAUGGAAUGAUAACAAAUGAAGUAUUCAUUUUGAUUAAAGCUACAGAUCAUGGUGUUUCACAUCAAUUACAUUCGUUCGCUUUAAUUCAGGUAAUUAUCGUAGAUGAAAAUGAUAAUCCUCCAAAAAUUAUCAGCACGGGACCUACAUUUAACAUUGAGGAAAAUCAGCCAACUGGUACUAAAAUAGGUGAAAUUGCAGUGAUUGAUCCUGAUAUAUUUUCAUUUGUACAACUUGAUGAUAUUUAUUAUCCUGGGUUACUUGAAAAACAAGCUGAUGAUUAUUUUGGAAAGUCAUCAAGUUUCUCUCAAAUUCUAAACCAACAACAACAACAGCAGCAUAAAGGAUUACAAGUGCGUAUUGAUCCAGGACAUGGAAGAAGAGAUCUACCUUUUACAUUACAUGAAAUUGGUAAUGGACGAUACUUUUUGAAUACAACACGCCCAUUAGAUCGUGAAACAGAGGAAGCUUUCCAAUUUAAUAUUAUUGCUACAGACAAUGAACCUGUUCGUACUUAUCAUGAUAUGAAAAAUAAUUAUCCAAGUGCUAAUACCAUAAAUAAUCAUCGUUAUCCAGGUCAUACAGCUUCAUUGACUGUUAUUGUCAAUGUGAUUGAUGUGAAUGAUAAUAGACCAGAGAUUAUAUUUCCUAACCCAAUUACAUCGAAUUCUACUAUACAUCGUUUAUCAUAUCGUGUUUACGCUGGUCAUGAAAUUAUCAGUAUUAACGCUAAUGAUCGUGAUGCUGAUCAGUUCAAUGGGAAAUUUCAUUUUGAAAUGGUACAUGAUUUAAAAAGCAGUGAUUUAUUUACAAUUGAUCGAGAUAGUGGUAUGUUGAAAACACGUCGUACGUUAACAAAAGAUGAUCUAGGUGAAUAUCAAGUGCAUAUAAUAGUACGAGAUGAAGGUCAACCAUCAUUGGAAACACAGUUGUUAUUACGUUUGUUAAUUGAUCAGUCUGAACCACAAUGGUCAUCAGAUAUAAAAAAUAAUAGGAAAUAUCAGUUUAAUGAUUUUCUAUCAUCGUCAUCAUCAUCUAAUCAAAUACACAGUAAUCAUCAUCAUUCUGUUAGAAAUAAUCUUGACUUAUAUGAUAGAAGUCGACAGGAAUUAUAUACUACCAGCAAUGACUUACUGACAUUAUCCUUGUUUAAAAAUCUUGAUUCAAAUGUUCUCUUUAUUAUCAUUAUAGUUAUUUUAUUUUUUAUUCUGAUCAUGGUUGGAUUAUGUAUUUAUUUACGACAUAAAUAUAAUUUUCUGCAUUUUAUCCCAGAUAUAUAUGAUAAUAAUAAGUGUUUAUGUUGCAGUACAUGUCUGUUGUCUAGACGUAGUCAAUCAACGUUGUCAUCGAAUAUUGAUGAAAAGCCUCAUUUGAAAAAAUUACUUGAUCAUGCGACGGUUACUACAACGACCACUACUACUGUUACUACUACUACUACUACUACCAAUAUAACUGCUGAUUGUAAUAAUAAUACACCGAUAAAAACAGUGAUGACGACAAAUACAACAACAACAACAACAACGUUGAAAUACUUGAAUCAUAUUGAUUAUGGAGUAUGUACAGAUUUAUUAAAAUAUAAACAAACGAAUUUCAAUUUGGGCUCAUUAACACCAGUUAGUCCAAUAUGUUGUAGUCAUUCUGUUGUACAUUUACCCAUCUCACAUAAUCAUCAUCAACAACAACAGCGAGAACACCGUCUGAUCACUAAUAGUCGAAAUCGUCGACAUCAUGAGAAUCAAGAUUUUUUUGUGGAAUCUGAUGCAUCAAAUGCUCUCGUCACUGAUAAUACUAGUAGUUUUAACAAUUCUCUUUCGCCAUCUCACUCAAAUUAUGAUUUUAAUGAUUUUAGUCGUAAGCACACUUCAUAUGUUACUAAUAGCAAUCAUAGAUGUUGGCCACUAAAUCCAUUGACUGUAAAUAUACCUAAUAUUGUCAAUGAAACUAAUGAUACAAUGCAUGGCAGUUAUUAUCAUUUUGUUCCGAAUUCGUUUGGAAUAGAAUUUCCUAAUCAAAGUAAAAAGGAUUUCUAUCGUGGCUACAAACCAGGUAAUGGAUUGUUACAUGCCUAUAAUAUUGGUGAACAGCAACAAUAUGUUCCUAAUGGGCGUUUAUGUUACAUUAAUGAAUGUAAUGAGACAUCAAAUGCACAUAUAGCUCCGAGAAAUGCAUGGGAUGCUUCUGAAUUUGAAUUUCGACCAAUCAAAGAUAAUAUCAAUUCAUAUCAGACUGCUUCUUUCACAGAAAGUGGUAAAUCAGAUGAUUAUGUGAGACCUCAAGUUCACUCAAUUCAUAGAACGCCUAUCCCAGACAAUGACCAAUACAUUGAAAAUAGCAAUAGUGUUUGUUAUCCACAACUUACGUCACAUUUAAGUGUAUGGAAAUCUGACCCAUAUUUGAGUCAAAGUAUGCAUGAUUUGAUUAAAAAGCAGCAUAAUAAAGAAAGCAACCAAGUAUGGACUGAAACAAAUUUCUACAAUAAAAUUGGUUCUACAUUAGAUGGUAUAAACCUUAAACCGGAAUAUUACGGCACACAAUUAAAACGAUCCAAGUCCACCAGGUAUACCACUGAUAAAGAUUUAAGCAGUACGAAAUUCCAGAGUAAGACCAUGCCCUUUAAUUCAAAUUUUAAUGAUGGGGAGGAUCAAUCAAGUAAACAAUUAAGAAUGAUAACAGUGCAUCCAUCCUCGGACAUGAAAGAUAAAAACAACACAAUUACUACUGGUUGUCACAAUAGCAGUAUUACUACUACUGAUAAUAGUAACAACAAUAUUCAUUGUACUAAAACUAAUCAAAUGUCACAUUAUGCUAUUUCAUUUCCGACUGUACAAGCUAGUUUUGUUUAGGUUAUUUGGGAAUUUGGAGAGAAAUAUACACAAAGAGAAUUCGAUAAAACAAUUUUCUAUAUAUUUACUUAGUAUGCACUCAAUUUGUUUACUGUAAAUAUACAAUACCUACAUUAUAAACAUAAAUUCUUUUCAUUCCAAUUUUUAUUUUCUUCCAUCAUGUUCACUUUAUUCUAAUAUAACAGAAAAUUUGGUUUGAUUAUGUCACUCAGCAGUUGCUCAUUGUCGAAGCUAAUUUUUUUAAUAAUUUAAACGUUUCUGAGUUUCCUCUACUUGCUAUUAUUGCAAACAUUUUAUUAAUGCACAGCCGAUAUAUAUAUUCUAAUGCUGUGGUAGCGAUUGUUUACAAUAUCAGGGGAAAACAUAGCUUGGGUUUUCUGACUUCAGUAGGUAGCAUUCAUUAUUAAUAUUAUUUUCAAAUCUUGAGGCAUUCAUGAUCCAGAUAGUGAAACCAUUUUAUGGCAAGAACCUCAUUGAGUUAUUUUUAACGUAAAUUUACAAGCAUUCUUCGUACUAGUUAAAUAAGACCAUAUGUUAUUCCAUUAUUCUUUUGUCUUGCCUAGGCAAUCAAGAUUAUAUCUUUAGCAAGCGAUGUUUCUAAACCAAACCUCUCUGUUGAUAUAAAUACUAACUAUAAAUUCGCUAGAGAAUGUAUGUUCAACUGAACAAAACUGGUCCCGUAAAAAAGACACUCGAACAGGUAUUCUCUCACUGUCAUACCUUGUGUCAUGCAGUAAUACACUCCAGAUAUGAUCGAUUUGAGGGUUUUACAUAAUAUUAGAUGUGUACUAAUAAGUUUCUUUAUAUAAUAUUUCAUAUUCACUCAAGAUAAAGGGGAUAUACCAAAAAAGGAACUUCACUUAUUCUCAGGAAGUGCUCUUUAAAACUCCCAACUAGUUGCGGUGUAAUCAAACGUUCGGCUAUAUCAAUAAGAGAAUAUAAACAAGAAUUUUAUUUGGUUCGGAAACUAUACGUUUCUCACUUUCCUGUCCAUGAUCGUAUAUGUUUUAAGGCACUAAUUACUUCAAACGAAAGGUUUUAAAUCGAUUUAUGUAUUAUGUAUGGUACUGAUAUCCAAAGACCCAAUAUAUUUACUCCCCAGGUAAGCUAGAGAAAACCGUUCAGUUUUUACUAAUUUCAAAUUUAUUCACCACUUCAGUGGUUGGUAGAAUUGUUUUUAUCACCCUUCGUAAUCGUUCCGAAUACCGUAAACUGAUACCAUAGCAACUAUUUAGGACAAUGUUGCAUGAAUGUCGCUUACAAAUCGUUUAUUCUCUAAGAUUUCAUGUGUGAAAGUUAGUUUUCUUCACUUAGCAACCUUUAAAAUUCAAUAUGAAAAAGGUAGAUUGAAAUUACAAAUGUUAAGAAAACCUAAGUUUGUAAAUCAGACUGAUUUACAUUUAUGCAGAGACAAUGCCAAUAUCAUGCUGCACGAAACGUUGCAUAUGUGGAGCGCAGUUUAAGAUUUCUAGAUAUAUCAGACACAAAUAAUUACGAACUAUGGGUAACUGCAGAAUAGCCAGAAUGAGGUUUGAAAAAAUGCAAAGGUACAAUAUGUGAAGGAAUACUGAGACUGAAGAUCUAGAGUAAGAUAAAGAGUGCGUGUGUGUCAUUGUGACCGGAUUUGAAAUAUCACCCAACGUUUCCAACUACUUAUCGUGCGCACCCCAACCAAUCAAUCAGCUACAACGUAGGACCAGGCACAUAUGCAUCGGUCCAAGUUGCCAUACCUC
Schistosoma haematobium is the source of this 7431-nucleotide messenger RNA. RefSeq names its product Cdh24p. The transcript is spliced from 8 exons. The coding region runs from base 422 to 5698 and encodes 1758 amino acids. Gene Ontology annotation, molecular function: calcium ion binding. Gene Ontology annotation, biological process: homophilic cell-cell adhesion. Gene Ontology annotation, cellular component: plasma membrane. NCBI's taxonomy places the organism in Eukaryota, Metazoa, Platyhelminthes, Trematoda, Strigeidida, Schistosomatidae. The record is from RefSeq and is a predicted model, not a curated record.